AUCUCACUUGAAAAGCUGAAAGCACCUACACCCUGUCCCUUUCUUUGCCACUCGUUUUUCUUUUCUACAUUAUUUUAAAUACUUUCCUUCCCUACUUUCAACCCUGCAAUGCCUAAAAAGGAAGUAGAAGACUUGCAACUUACCGAAAAGAAAGUAGAAGACUCGCAGCAAAAACUUAAUCCCUCUUGCUUUUCAUGCUUUAUUCUCUCUCUUUAAUUUCUUCCUCUGCUUCUAUACAUUAUCCAUUCUUCUUCUCGUCACUAACAAUUAUUCUUACUUCACCACUACCUACCCACUUCCCAGCUUCCUUUUUUUUUUUUCUCUAGAUUUUUAGUAAAACUUUUUUAGCUAGGACUGGAAAAUAAUCAAGUCUUGUUUCAAUUUAUUUUCUGCACCUUGUUUUAGUUUUCCUAUUAUUCUUCCUGCCUUUUUUAGGUGUCUAUGCAACUGGGCAGGGUUGAAGUUACCUACACAACAAUCUUUGCUUCUGUGGAUUUCUGGGACUAUCAGGUUAACUCUUUUUUAUGGGUUCUUUCUUGUCUUGUGUUUCUUGAAUUAUAAAUUUUAUCUGGCGACUUCUAGGAAGCACAGACAUUAUAUGAAUUAGAGGAAUUGGGUGUGAGCAGAAUAAGGAAAAUGAUGUAUGGGACAAUUUUCUAGAAAGAAGGCAUUCUCCCGAAUAGCAGAAGUCUGCAAAGAGUUCCUGUGGACUUGGAGCUCUGAAGUUAGGUGUUUUGGAGGACAGGUUCGAGCUGGAAUUUAAGUAGUCUGUGGUCUCUUUGAUGGAAUUAUCAAGAUCUAGUUCUUCUAAAAGGGCCAAAACGCCUGGAAAUGGGACUCAAGUCCCUUCUUGCUUGGUUGAUGAAUGCACAGCAGACCUUAGUAAAUGCAGGGACUAUCAUCGCCGCCAUAAAGUAUGCGAACUCCAUUCUAAGACCCCAAAAGUUACUAUUCAAGGUCAAGAGCAACGGUUUUGCCAGCAAUGCAGCAGAUUCCAUUCAUUGGGGGAGUUUGAUGAGGGAAAGCGAAGCUGCAGGAAACGGCUUGAUGGACACAACCGUCGUCGCAGGAAGCCUCAACCAGAACCUCUUUCCAUAAAUUCUGGAAGGUUUCUUUCCAAUCACCAAGGUACUAGAUUUAUACCAUUCAGUAGUCCUCAUGUAUUCUCAACUAGCUCAGUAAUGCCUGCUUGGACUGGAGUCUUUAAAGCCAGGGCUGAAGCAAUGCUUCACAGCCACCACGGUCAGUUAGACUUGAGUAAUAGGAACUUGUACGUGGAAUCAUCAUCUCAUGACUACAAGGAAGGGAAGCAAUUCCCUUUCUUAGAAGGAAUCAAUUCUACAUUCCCAGGAGCUUCCGUCUGCCAACCACUAUUGAGCGCCAAUUCCUCCUCUUCGAGUAACAUUGUCAGCAGCCAGAAAAUGUUCUCCAAUGGGUUAAACAGAGCAAUCAAUUCUGGUUGUGCUCUCUCUCUUCUGUCAUCACCACCAGCUGAGACUCAGGAUAUUGGUUUGAGCGAUAUGCUGCAGACUUACUCAAUCCCUCCUCAGUCCUUGAUCCCAACCUUGAAUUACAGUAGUCAAGGAAUGAAUGGUGAGCCUCUAAGGUCUGUAAUGGUUGCAGACAGCAGUAGUAAUGCCAACCAUCAUAACCAGGAUAUCUUUCAGAUUGGUCCUGAUGGAUCAUCUCCAAGUCGAACUCACCAGACUCUGUCCUUCUCCUGGGAGUAGUAUGUGCGCCCUAUGGCAAUCUUUGUGACCCAGCCUAUUUAUUUGUUGCCUAAAAUAGUGGGUUUCAAUGUUUUUAUCAAAUGUAUAAAUCUUCCAACAAAUUAUUCUCAAUGAAAUUUGGGAAGUCUUAAAAUUAUA
Messenger RNA from Mangifera indica (mango), 1868 nucleotides. Its product is annotated as teosinte glume architecture 1-like. Gene Ontology annotation, molecular function: DNA binding. Gene Ontology annotation, cellular component: nucleus. The transcript is spliced from 4 exons. Lineage: Eukaryota; Viridiplantae; Streptophyta; Magnoliopsida; Sapindales; Anacardiaceae. The record is from RefSeq and is a predicted model, not a curated record. The coding region runs from base 783 to 1730 and encodes 315 amino acids.